AUGGGAUCCAGUAACUCACCAAAUAAGAAUGGUGAAGCACUAAUAUAUAUAUUGGGAUGGUACAUUUUUUCGUUGUCGAUAUCGAUAUAUAAUAAAUGGAUGUUUGGAAAAGGAUUGGAUUUUAAAUUUCCAAUUCUUAUUACUUCAUUUCAUCAAUUCUGUUUAAUGAUUUUAAGUUGUGGGGUGUUAUAUUUCAAUCCCAGAUUACGUCCUACCAUCAAUACAAUAAAUGAAGAUGAGGGUCAUGAUGAAGACAUCAAUGAACUAACCCCGCAAGAGAAGUCGAAUGAAAGCUUUAUAACGUUUUUAUCAAUAUUCAAGAUGAAAUUAACAACUUAUUUCAAGCAAAUAUUCCCGUGUUCAUUGGCAAGUAGUGGGGAUAUUGGAUUAUCAAACGUUUCUUUCAAAUUUGUUUCAUUAUCAUUGUAUACCAUGUUGAAAACCUCAUCGCUCAUCUUUGUAUUACUUUUCGGGCUUUUAUUCAAGUUGGAAAAAUUCCACUGGAGACUAGUGGUUAUUGUUUUAGUAAUGACUGGAUCGGUGGCAAUGAUGGUUAAAAAGCCGGAUGUGAUUGAUUCAAUACCCAAUAAUGGUGACGAGUAUAGUAAAAUGGGGAUAAUCUUAGUAUUGGGGGCUUCAAUGAUGUCAGGAUUGAGAUGGUCUUUCACCCAAUUGUUAUUAAAACGUAACAACUAUACCAACAACUCGAUACUGACAAUUUUCUAUAUAAGUCCUUCAAUGUGCGCUACAUUGUUUUUAGUUGGAUUGAUUUUCGAAGGUUGGCUGAAUUUUACUUCCUCUCCAAUAUGGGAAAUCAAAGGUUUAUUUGGUACAAUCGGCUUAAUGAUAAUACCAGGAGUGUUGGCGUUUAUGAUGACUUUAUGUGAAUUUAAAUUAUUGACAGUAGCCCAAAUUAUUACCCUUUCAAUAGCAGGAAUAUUCAAAGAAUUAUUAACCAUCAUAUUAAGUUCGAUUAUAUUUGGUGAUAAAUUAAGCUUUAUCAACUGCAUUGGAUUGAUUUUCACUUUCAUCGAUAUCAUGUGGUAUAAUUAUUAUAGAUAUAAAGAGAAUCAAAUGAAGACCUAUCAAAAAAUUCCAACUGAAGUAGCUGAAAAUUCAAGUUCAAGUAUCGAUACAAUAAUUGAGAGUGAAAUUGGUAAUAAUCGUGGCAAUUUAACCAACGUCGAACUAAGAAAAUUGUAG
Messenger RNA from Hyphopichia burtonii NRRL Y-1933, 1203 nucleotides. RefSeq lists its product as uncharacterized. Gene Ontology annotation, molecular function: antiporter activity. Gene Ontology annotation, biological process: UDP-glucose transmembrane transport. The record is from RefSeq and is a predicted model, not a curated record. The transcript has a single exon. Gene Ontology annotation, cellular component: endoplasmic reticulum-Golgi intermediate compartment; Golgi apparatus; cis-Golgi network. Bases 1 to 1203 code for a protein of 400 amino acids. Lineage: Eukaryota; Fungi; Ascomycota; Pichiomycetes; Serinales; Debaryomycetaceae.